This is a messenger RNA of Ipomoea nil (Japanese morning glory), 1633 nucleotides long. RefSeq names its product pectin acetylesterase 8-like. Gene Ontology annotation, biological process: cell wall organization. Lineage: Eukaryota; Viridiplantae; Streptophyta; Magnoliopsida; Solanales; Convolvulaceae. The coding region runs from base 361 to 1563 and encodes 400 amino acids. The record is from RefSeq and is a predicted model, not a curated record. Gene Ontology annotation, molecular function: pectin acetylesterase activity. Gene Ontology annotation, cellular component: plant-type cell wall. The transcript has 13 exons.
CAAUCGAUCGCUUCAUCUAUCAUUAAUGACGCCACCACGUACACAUUACGUAACUUUCCUUCCUACCCACCAAUAUAAUGCUCUUACUCGAUCCGCCAUGGCAGCCUUUCAUUUCGAUCUCUCCAUCUCCAAAAUUAUAUUAUUCAAUAAUAAUUCUCUCUUCACUUUUCUGCCAACAUCUCCUCUUACACCUGCAGCACCCUACCACGUGUCUAGCUUCAAUUCUUGUCGCCGUCAGCCGCACUCGUUUCUUGAAUCUCCGAUCACUGCACCGCCGUCGGUCUCGCUCGCAGUCCGGCACAACAAGCUAAGAAGUGUAUCAGUUGCAUUGGGUCAGACAAAGGAGUGUGUUGAUUUGCGAUGGAAGGAAGAAGAAUGCAGCUAUGGCUGGUAUGUGUGUUAUCCUUUUCGCUGAUUCUUGUCGCAGUUGAAGGGUUGUUUGUCAACAUUACAAUUCUCAAAAGCGCCGUGAAAACAGGAGCUGUUUGUUUGGAUGGGAGCCCACCGGCUUAUCAUCUCGACAGAGGCAUUGAUAAUGGUAUCAACAAUUGGCUAAUCCAAUUAGAGGGUGGAGGAUGGUGCCAUAACAUUACAAAUUGCCUUGCUCGAAAGAAGACUCGUUUAGGAUCCUCCAAGGAAAUGGCUUCACCACUAGCUUUCUCUGCGAUUUUGCACAACAAACCUGAAUUUAACCCAGAUUUCCACACAUGGAAUAGAGUCAAAAUCAAAUAUUGCGAUGGUGCAUCUUUUACCGGUGAUGUUGAGAAAGUCGACCCGGCUACCAAUCUUCACUUCCGAGGUGCAAGGAUUUUCCCGGCCGUCAUCAAUGACUUGUUGGCAAAGGGAAUGAAGAAUGCCAAAAAUGCUAUUCUAUCCGGAUGCUCAGCUGGGGGAUUGGCUACAAUCUUACACUGCGAUAAAUUCAAAGAGCUUUUACCAAAGACUGCUAAAGUAAAAUGCUUUUCGGAUGCCGGUUAUUUUGUUAAUGUGAAAGCCAUUUCAGGAAAACCAGUUUUUGAAGAGUACUAUAAUGAUAUUGUUAAUUUACAUGGAUCUGCUCAGCAUUUGCCCAGAUCAUGCAUCGCAAAGCUAAAACCAAGCUUGUGUUUCUUCCCUCAAAAUGUGGUUUCAGACAUUAAGACACCACUGUUCCUAAUAAAUUCAGCCUAUGAUCAUUGGCAGGUUAGAAAUGCCUUGAUUCCUGCCGUCGCCGAUCCCUCCGGGGAGUGGAACAAGUGCAAGGCCGACAUAGUUAAUUGUCUGCCUAACCAACUCAAAACUCUCCAAGAGUAUAGGUUGGAGUUUUUAAAAGCAUUCAACGGAUUAGAACCUUCCAAGGAAAGAGGGUACUUUAUCGACUCUUGCUAUCUACACUGUCAGACUGAACUGCAGAUGUUUUGGCACAUGCAUAAUUCUACGAGGUUGUCUAACAAGACGGUGGCGCAAGCGGCGGCGGAUUGGUUUUUCAACAGAGAUUUGUUUCGGAAGAUAGAUUGCCCUUAUCCCUGCAACAAAAGUUGCACCAAAACGGCCACUUUAUUAUUGGACGACCGUGAUCUAUGAUCCAAUAUAAUCAUAUUUUCUUCAUAAUUUUAUACAAACAUAUAGAAGGAAAAGUAGUGCUACAAAUAAA